This is a messenger RNA of Fomitopsis serialis, 1179 nucleotides long. Its product is annotated as UAA transporter. The record is from RefSeq and is a predicted model, not a curated record. Bases 1 to 1179 code for a protein of 392 amino acids. Gene Ontology annotation, cellular component: endoplasmic reticulum membrane; Golgi membrane. The transcript has 6 exons. Gene Ontology annotation, biological process: UDP-galactose transmembrane transport. Gene Ontology annotation, molecular function: UDP-galactose transmembrane transporter activity; UDP-glucose transmembrane transporter activity. NCBI's taxonomy places the organism in Eukaryota, Fungi, Basidiomycota, Agaricomycetes, Polyporales, Fomitopsidaceae.
AUGUCAUUCCUGAGACUUGCGAUAUGCGUCGCUGGCGUGUAUUCCAUGUUCCUGCUGUGGGCAAUAGCUCAGGAACGACUAUCCGUACCUUUCGACACCAUUGACGGCAAGUCCUCUGACAAGUUCAACGCGCCUCUCUUCAUGAACACAUGCCAGAGUGCCUUCUGCGUACUAUCCUCGCUCAUAUACUUGCGCAUACGGAGUCCACGGCAUAAGACUUUGCCCGAGAUCCUAGGUGUCGCGCAGUCUUACCCCGUCAAGGAGGCUUCAAACGGUACAUCGAAGACCAAUGGGCACGCUCACCAUGCGAAGCCUGACAACCGCUACUCGCUGAAGUCGCUCCUACUCCGCUACCUCCAGUGCUCGAUCUUCGUCACUUCCGCCGCGCCAUUUGGGUUCGCCGCUCUAUCCUACAUCACCUACCCAGCAAUGGUGCUCGGCAAGUCUUGCAAGCUCGUCCCCGUCAUGAUCAUGAACAUCCUCCUCUACCGACGGCGCUUCGCACCGUACAAGUACCUCGUCGUCGCAAUGGUCACGCUCGGGAUCACGAUGUUUAUGGGCUUCGGCGCGGAGAAGCCGGGCAAGUCCAAGCACGGCUCGAGCGCGGACGUGGGCGACCUCCCGAUGAACAAGCAGUUCAUUGGCAUCGGGUACCUCCUCAUCAACCUGGCCAUCGACGGCGCGACGAACUCGACGCAGGACGAGAUCUUCGCGCGGUACAAGGUUUCGGGACAGCAAAUGAUGUUCUGGAUCAACCUGUUCUGUACGGUCCUCACGUCGUUGAUGUGUGUGCUGCCACUGCCGUACAUCCCCGUGCUGCAUCCCGGGGAGAGCGGGACGACGGAGCUGCACGGCGCGCUGGAGUUCAUUAGGACCCACACAGAUAUUGUCAAGGCUUUGCUGCAGUUCGCGUUGACCGGUUCGCUAGGGCAGCUGUUCAUCUUCGAGACACUGCAACACUUCGGCUCAUUAACCCUUGUGACUGUCACACUCACUCGCAAGAUGUUCACCAUGCUGCUGUCGGUCAUUGUGUACAGCCACAAGCUUACAUUGGGCCAGUGGCUAGGUACUUCUGUGGUGUUUGCUGGGAUCUCCGUAGAAGCAUGGGUGAAGCGGAAAGACGUACACGCAAAACGAGUCCUUCAGGAAAAGGAGAAGGCCAAGAUCAAGAGCCUGUAA